GGGGAGGGGGCGGGGGGGCCGCGCCGCGCGAGCCGUUGGGCCUGGCUCCGCGAAGGCGGUGCCGUUGCCGCUGCCGCCGCCAGGAAAUACAGGGAGAGGGAUCAAGCGCAGCGUGGCGAUGGGCAGGAGUAGAACCCCGCCAGAGGGGCUGGGCGGCCGCCGGUGACAGUUUAACUAGUGAAAAACAAAUUGUGUCCCGUUGCCUGUUCUGAACUUGCUGUCCAUGGACUCCUACUGGAUGCGUGAUUGUGCUUCUGGCUUCUUUCACUCCGUGUAAGGACUGUGCUCUGUCCACCACGCCUCCUGCAUGUCCUGCUGCCCUGAGCUGUCCCGAGCUAGGUGACAGCGUGUCACGCUGCCACCAUGAAUGAGGUGUCUGUCAUCAAAGAAGGCUGGCUCCACAAGCGUGGUGAAUACAUCAAGACCUGGAGGCCCCGGUACUUCCUGCUGAAGAGUGACGGCUCCUUCAUUGGCUAUAAGGAGCGGCCCGAGGCCCCCGACCAGACCCUGCCCCCCUUAAACAACUUCUCCGUAGCAGAAUGCCAGCUGAUGAAGACCGAGAGACCUCGGCCCAACACCUUUGUCAUACGCUGCCUGCAGUGGACCACAGUGAUCGAGAGGACCUUCCAUGUGGACUCCCCGGAUGAGAGGGAGGAGUGGAUGCGGGCCAUCCAGAUGGUUGCCAACAGCCUCAAGCAGCGGGGCGCAGGUGAGGACCCCAUGGACUACAAGUGUGGCUCCCCCAGUGACUCCUCUGCUGCUGAGGAGAUGGAAGUGGCAGUGAGCAAGGCUCGGGCCAAGGUGACCAUGAACGACUUCGACUAUCUCAAGCUCCUGGGCAAGGGCACGUUCGGCAAAGUCAUCCUGGUGCGCGAGAAGGCCACCGGCCGCUACUACGCCAUGAAGAUCCUGCGAAAGGAGGUUAUCAUCGCCAAGGAUGAAGUUGCCCACACGGUCACCGAGAGCCGGGUUCUCCAGAACACCAGGCACCCGUUCCUCACCGCGCUGAAGUACGCCUUCCAGACCCACGACCGCCUGUGCUUCGUGAUGGAGUACGCCAACGGUGGCGAGCUGUUUUUCCACCUGUCUCGGGAGCGCGUCUUCACGGAGGAGCGGGCCCGUUUCUACGGCGCGGAGAUUGUCUCGGCUCUGGAGUACCUUCACUCGAGGGACGUGGUGUACCGCGACAUCAAGCUGGAAAACCUCAUGCUGGACAAAGACGGCCACAUCAAGAUCACGGACUUCGGCCUGUGCAAAGAGGGCAUCAGUGAUGGGGCCACCAUGAAAACCUUCUGUGGGACCCCCGAAUACCUGGCACCCGAGGUGCUGGAGGACAACGACUACGGCCGGGCCGUGGACUGGUGGGGGCUGGGCGUGGUCAUGUACGAGAUGAUGUGCGGCCGCCUGCCCUUCUACAACCAGGACCACGAGCGCCUCUUCGAGCUCAUCCUCAUGGAGGAGAUCCGCUUCCCGCGCACGCUCAGCCCCGAGGCCAAGUCCUUGCUUGCGGGGCUGCUUAAGAAGGACCCAAAGCAGAGGCUCGGCGGGGGGCCCAGCGAUGCCAAGGAGGUCAUGGAGCACAGGUUCUUCCUCACCGUCAACUGGCAGGACGUGGUACAGAAGAAGCUCCUGCCACCCUUCAAACCUCAGGUCACAUCUGAGGUCGACACUCGGUACUUUGACGACGAGUUCACCGCCCAGUCCAUCACAAUCACGCCCCCGGACCGCUAUGACAGCCUGGGCUCGCUCGAACUGGACCAGCGGACCCACUUCCCCCAGUUCUCCUACUCGGCCAGCAUCCGGGAGUGAGCAGUGCUGCCUGCCCACCGCCGCCACAGGACACUCGCACGGCUGCUGUCACUGCCGGGGGGCUUUUUGUUUUUUUUUUUUUAACUUUUUAUUUCGCCUUUUUUGUUUGUGUCCCCAUUCCUCAUCUCCUUACCCCCGUUUCCAGUUUUUUCUUCAGCCCUCUGCCAAACGCACCUCAGCGGUCCCAGCGGCCCUGCCUCCAGAGUCCUGUCCUGCACUCUCCUUUGUGCCCAGACCAGGGUUCGGGAGACUCUCCGCCACCUGCCCCAGGACCACCGGGCCUUUGGGGGGUUGGAGAGAUUCCAGUUUUUAAUCAACCCAAAGCCCAACACAGAGUGAAGGGCGAAGCGUGGAGCCGUGGGGCCUACGUGGAUUUCUGGUCGGGGCGCCCGCAGGCAGCCUGCCCGUGCUGCUGCUUCUGUCAGAGGCUCCCUUCUGGCGGGCCGCCCGGUGGACAGCGCCCUGGUGCUGCCUUCCUUGCCCUGUCGUUAGGCUCCCAGUGGCCUGGCGUGGGGCAGUCCAGCCCCCUUCUCCCAUGGGGGCAGAAAAGCAAUAAUGUCCAGGGACAGGGGGUGAGGGUAGAGGGUAGGGAUGGGCCUUCUGGAAGCUGCGUGCAGGAUGGGGGCUUAGGGCUCCCUCACGUGGGUGGCGCCCCAUCCUUCCUGUGGGGAACUAGGAGGGAUUCUGGGGGGUGGGUGCUGCCUGCUGGGCCUCCCCUGCCACCCGCACCCCCUCAGCUGCUCUCCUGACCCUGUGGAGGCUAGCCUCCCCGCCCACCAGCCCCGUGCCUUACCAGGGCUUCCUUCCAGCCGGCCUUACCUCCUGCUGCACCCCCGGCCUGGCCCUGGCCCCUUUUGAGGCGGGGGGCACGGAUCAUCCCCCUUCUCUCUGUCUGGGGCGGAGGGGCGCCAGCCUCAGCUGUUACACAUCUCGAACCGAGACAGUAUUGGGCCCUGUGGACUUGGGUCAGAGAGGGGGUAGGGCGGGUGUCUGGUACGUACUGGGGUGGGGGCCUCUGAGAAGGGAGGCUCCAGGCCGCCUCCCCACCCCUUCUCUGGGCCCCACAUUCUGCAGCCUUAAGGUGAACCUGUCAGCGCUGUGGGCACUUGGUGUGUGCCUCGGACUGUGUGUGUCUGUGGGUGUCCCUGUGCAUCUGGGAUGCAGGUGCAUGCGUGAGGUGUGUGUGUGUGUGUGUGUGUGUCGGGUAUGCGUGUGUGAGGGCAAGUGUGUCCUGGCCUCCGGUGUCCGUGGUCUGUGUGGCCCGCCCCACCCCCCGGCCCAAGCAUUUCAUCCCGGGGGUGGGGGGGGGACGUGCUGGCCAAGCAGGGGAGCCGUGCCUGAGGUCCACUCGUUGCCCUGUGCCUCCCCUCCCCCCAGCAUCUCUGGGUGUUUGGAGUUUUUGUGGUUUUGCUCUCCCCACCUUGCCUGUAGGCAGUUCACAGAGAGACAUCAUGGGGUGGGGUGGGGCUUGGUUUGGAUGGGUGGGGUUCUUUUUUUUCUUUGUGUGUAUGUCGUUAAUCUGACAGUUCUCCUUCCUCCCCACUGGCCUGUCCUUGUCCCUCGUGUUUGUACGGUACAAGCAAUAAAGACACUUGUUUCAGACCGAG
This is a messenger RNA of Phacochoerus africanus (Common warthog), 3416 nucleotides long. RefSeq names its product AKT serine/threonine kinase 2 (gene AKT2). The transcript has 15 exons. NCBI's taxonomy places the organism in Eukaryota, Metazoa, Chordata, Mammalia, Artiodactyla, Suidae. The record is from RefSeq and is a predicted model, not a curated record. Gene Ontology annotation, molecular function: protein serine/threonine kinase activity; ATP binding. The coding region runs from base 364 to 1809 and encodes 481 amino acids. Gene Ontology annotation, biological process: protein phosphorylation.